CCACCCAUCCAUCUCUGAUCUUUCCCCCGCACACGAUCACACUCUCUACCAAGCUAAGCUCCCUUGCUUACACACCUCUCCCUUUCCUCAUCUUCUCUCUCUCGCCUGUCGCCACACCUGACCGCUAGGCUGCUACUGCUAGCUGGAGCAAUCUAUAUGUGAAGAGCGAGCGAGCACACACGCUCAAGGCCACCAGCUUGUUGAUCUCUGAGGCAGCGAGCAGCACCUGCCGAUCAUCUCUCCAUGUCGGGCGCGAGGCAUGACCACGCCGGCGCCGGCGGCCACCACCAGCACCACUUCUCCGGGGACUUCCAGUUCCACGACGAGCUGGCGUCGCUGUUCGCGCAGCAGCCCGACGCGCCGACGCCGAUGAUGCAGCAGCCGUGGUUCACGGACUACCUGCACGCGAGCGCGCCGACGCCGCUGGACUACGACGCGUUCGCGGGGGACGACUUCGACGUGCCGGCCGUGGACGAUGACGUGAAGAGGGAGCUCGUGGUGGACACUACCGGCGCUGCGGCCGGCAGCGGGGGCGGGACGACGACGGCGCCGCUCACGCCGAACAGCAUGUCGAUGUCGUCGACGUCGAGCGAGGCCUGCGGCGCCGGCGCCGGAGCGGGCGAGGAGUCGGCCGGGAAGUGCAAGAAGGAGGAGGGGGAGGAGAGCAAGGACGGAUCAGCGGCGGCCAAGGGAGAUGGGGAAGGCGAGGAGAAGAACAAGAAAGGGUCGGCGAAGGGCAAGGGCAAGGGCGAGAAGCGGCCGCGGCAGCCGCGGUUCGCGUUCAUGACCAAGAGCGAGGUCGACCACCUCGAGGACGGCUACCGGUGGCGCAAGUACGGCCAGAAAGCCGUCAAGAACAGCCCAUUCCCGAGGAGCUACUACCGGUGCACGACGCAGAAGUGCCCGGUGAAGAAGCGGGUGGAGCGGUCGUUCCAGGACGCGGCGGUGGUGAUCACCACGUACGAGGGCAAGCACACGCACCCCAUCCCGGCCACGCUGCGCGGGAGCUCCCACCUCCUCGCCGCGCACCACCACGCGAACCUCCACCACCAGCACUUCCGGAUCCCGGGUGUCGGCGCCGGCGGCCUCACCUUCAGGCCCGGCGCCUUCGACGCUCUCGGGCUCCUGCAGCCGCCGCCGCAGCAGCAGCAGGAGGGCCACCACCACGCCAUGCAGCAGCUGGUGAUGAGCGGCGCGGGCGCCGCCGCCGCCGGCUCCGGGUUGCAGCAGGCGAACGCCAUGUCAAGCCAUGCGCUGCCUGACCACCAGCAGCAUGGCCUUGCUGCCAUUGUCGGUACGGCUGGUACUACCGCUGCCACGGCCACCACCUCCGCUACAACAACUAGCGCUCCGCUCCGGAUGCAGCACUUCAUGGCGCAGGACUACGCUGGACUCUUGCAGGACAUGUUUCCAUCCUUCAUCCACAACGACGAUGGCGACAAUCACCACCACUGAUGACUGAGAGGUUCUCUCUUUUUUUUUUGAAGCCAUUGAUGAUGAUGACGAUGAUGAUCGAGAGGUACGUAGUAGUAGCCCGAUAGAGAUUUGGUUGCUGUUAACUUUGUGGUCCUUGUAUCAUUGUAUGGUCCUUUGAUAUGAUAUCUGAGGUAGCUAUAGCAGUAGCAUUAGCAGUAGGACGGGCUCCAGUACCAGAGGGUUUGUUAACUUUGUGGUUCUUGUAACAUGUACCUGAUUCUAAUGAGCCCAUCACGCGUUGCACUUAUCAAUUUGGGA
Molecule: messenger RNA, 1734 nt
Organism: Panicum virgatum (switchgrass)
Lineage: Eukaryota; Viridiplantae; Streptophyta; Magnoliopsida; Poales; Poaceae
Product: probable WRKY transcription factor 48
Exons: 3
Coding region: 244-1455 (403 amino acids)
Biological process (GO): regulation of DNA-templated transcription
Molecular function (GO): sequence-specific DNA binding; DNA-binding transcription factor activity
Source: RefSeq, a predicted model, not a curated record